Molecule: messenger RNA, 1694 nt
Organism: Symsagittifera roscoffensis
Lineage: Eukaryota; Metazoa; Xenacoelomorpha; Acoela; Convolutidae
Product: conserved oligomeric Golgi complex subunit 8-like
Exons: 1
Coding region: 6-1580 (524 amino acids)
Biological process (GO): intra-Golgi vesicle-mediated transport
Cellular component (GO): COG complex
Source: RefSeq, a predicted model, not a curated record
UGGAAAUGGAUGUUGAUAAGCAGUCUUUGUGUCAGCUUUUAUUCGGGGAUAAAACUGAAAGUAUAUUUGACAGCGAUGUGAUAGAAAGUGAAGAGUUUCAGGAUUAUCUUGAUUACAUGUGCUGCUCUGGAGUUGACAAUCUGCUGCGGCAAAAAGAAUGCUUUGAAGAGGAAAAGCAAGUUAUUCUCAAAGACACGAAAAAACUUGCCAGUGAAAAUUAUAAGACAUUCAUCAAGUCUUCGGAAUGUGUCUCAGACAUAAACGAUAAGUUCGGCGAAAUCGACAUCAAAUUACAAAAUUUAACAGGACAAUUGCCUACAUUCAAUAGAAGUUUUCAAUCUUUUAACGGAGAAGUCGGAGAAAUUCUCAAUCGAAAACGUCAAAACAAUCAAACACUGGUGAAGCACAACCAGUUACUAGAAACGUUGGAAGUCACACAAUUAAUGGACACCUGUGUGCGAAAUCACUAUUAUGACGAAGGGCUUGAGUUGUGUUCUUUUGUUCGUCGGCUCGAAAAGAGACUAGAGCAUGUCCCGCUCAUCAAAUCAAUCGCUAGCGAUGUUGAAAAGCUGAAGCAAGUCAUGCUCCAACAGUUAUUCCAACAGCUCAAGGGAAACGUUCAAUUACCAGUGUGCUUGAAAUUAAUUGGAUAUCUCAGACGAAUGGAACUGUACAGAGAAGACCAACUAAGAAUGAAGUUUCUACAGGCGCGUGGAUCCUGGUUGCGCAACAUAAUUAAGAGUGUUCCCAAAACGGACCCUUAUACCCAUAUCACUAAAGUUAUAGAGCUGAAUAGAGUUCACCUUUUUGACGUUGUUACUCAAUAUCGGGCGCUUUUUGCAAACGAGGAACAAGUCUUUAUUGUCAAUGUGUCUUCAACUAAUCUACGCAAUAUCUUCAACAGCUGGAUUCUCAGUAGAGUUAGCGAAUUUCUACUAAUGCUUCGAGAGGAUCUCAAAGCGGGUGCGAUUAGUCGUAUCGAAUCUGUUCUGAAUCAAGCCAUGUAUUUUGGGCUUUCGUUCAGCAGAAUUGGAGCUGAUUUCCGCAUGCUUAUGCUGCCCAUUUUUAAUGAAGUUAUUGUUGGAAACUUUGAAGACAAGCUUGAUCAAGUCUUGGCAUCGUUCAAAAGUAUUUUGGCUUGCUACACGUUUACCGGAACUUCGAUUUCAGCAAAUACUAUCGUCCAACUAAUAGCUCAGCCUGGAACCAUCAACCCACCGUCGGAUUUGGUUCUGUAUCCUCCUCUAAGCUGGACAGUCAAUGAGGUCAUAGCUGUACUCAAUGAACUCAGAAACUGUUGUCCGGUUGCCUGCGAGAAUCAAAUUAUUGAAGCCAUGGAUUCUUUUGUGUCUAUGUAUGCGAAUGUUCUGUCAGAUUACUAUGCAAAUGAGAAAUCGACGAUGACUCACAAAGAAAUUGAGACCUUUGUGAAAACAUGCAAGGCUUUGAAAGAAUCGCUUGCGCCGUUCCUUCUCAAAGCUCCGAGAAAAAUAUUCCGUUCAAAUGAGAUAGUGAGCGAUGAAACUCUCGGUGUAGAAUCUAAAUUGGCAGUGAUAAAUCCGAUAAUAAAUGGGAAUUAGUUUCAAUCCUGGAAAGUGCUGUAAAUCUUAAAUUCAUGUAAAUUAAAAGUUGUAAAGGGGUAGUUUUCUGAAGCCAGAAGUUAAUUGGGAAUAUUUAUGCUUGGAGCAGUUUUU